AGACGACGUGCGUGAAUCUUCCUGCGAGUCUCUUUCCCUCGGUCUCUGAUUCACCGCAUCACUUCGUCGAUGCCUACGGACAUUGGAUCAGUUUAGUCUUGUUCUCCACACCACGCGGAUUGCUUUAUCAGAGACCGACUUCGCGAAUCGGUUGAUCGUGUGUUCUAUAGCUCGUGUGUUCGCCAAUAUCAAUCUCGUCAUGGAGAUACGCAACAAUGUGCUGGUGGUGGUGCUGUCCCAAUUGUUCAUCUGCUCGCUGACGCGCGGUGUCCCGUUGGACCUGCAAGAAGGUAGCGCGUGCACAUUGGAGAACGGUGGUCCAGGUGUGUGCCAGAAGCUAGAAAAUUGCCCGGAAAGGUUGAAGGAAGUGGAAGAAGGCAAAAGAGAUUGGGAUGCAGCGGGAAGAUGCGGAUUCGUAGGCUUCAUGGAGGUCGUUUGCUGUCCAGGAACGACCACCAUCAUUGACAAGCUGUCUCCGAGGCCCUCCGAAGUUGCUUGCAAUUCAUUAGAUAACAGUUUGGUGUACCAUAUAAUUGAUGGUACCGAGGCGAAACCUGGCGAGUUCCCAUACGUGGUUACCCUAGGAUAUGAAAACAAAAACGCUGAGGAGGAUGGACAACAAAUUAUAUAUGACUGUGGCGGUAGCUUGAUAUCCUCUGAACAUGUGUUAACCGCAGCACAUUGUGUGCACAAUAUCGAUAAAAAGGUUCCGAUAGAGAUAAGAUUAGGCAACGAAGAUCUGACCAGCAACGAUGAGAGUGUACAACGCAUCCCAAUCAGCGACAUAAUGUACCAUCCGGAAUAUAGGAUCAGCAUAAACUAUUACGACGUGGCGAUUUUGAAGCUGAAGAGGAAAGUGAAAAUGUCGAGCAAUGUGAAGCCUAUCUGUCUCCAAACUAAAUCUUUGAAUACUGUAACCAUGUCCUCAAAAACGUCUUUAGUUGCGAUUGGCUGGGGUGCAACAAGUACUGGAGGGGAUAAAUCUAACAAACUGAUGAGGACGCCUAGUCUCAGUCUCGUUGGGAGAGAAGAAUGCGCCAAGCAUUACGCAGGAAUGCGUCAAUUACCUCGGGGUUUCGACGACACCAUGAUUUGCGCAAUCGACAGAAACGUAAGCAGAAGAUCGGACGCCUGUCAAGGGGACAGCGGAGGACCACUGUUAAUGAUAUCCGACAACGGUGACAGUGUCAUCGGGAUCACGGCGUUCGGCCAAGCCUGUGGCACCGCCACACCUGGCGUUUACAUGUCGGUUCUUUCAUUUUUAGACUGGAUCGAGGAGCAAGUGUGGUCGCCACCGAAGGCGAGCAAUAAAUUUACUUUUUCCUUCAGUUUGAAAUUAAAGAAUGCCGAACCGGAACAGCCAGACGUAAAAGUUAACGUGAAUGCGGAUCAUUAGUAUUCUGCAAUAUGUUUGCUACCUGCAUAUGCAAACUGCUACCUUUUUUUUACUACUUUCUUUUCUACUAUUACGAACUGCAGUCCCUGAUUGUCCAGUUGUCGACAUUCGUUAUCGACAAAAUAAAAUAAAAAUAUUAUUACAAGUAUUUUAUAAAACGAA
Molecule: messenger RNA, 1558 nt
Organism: Megalopta genalis
Lineage: Eukaryota; Metazoa; Arthropoda; Insecta; Hymenoptera; Halictidae
Product: venom protease
Biological process (GO): proteolysis
Molecular function (GO): serine-type endopeptidase activity
Source: RefSeq, a predicted model, not a curated record